This is a messenger RNA of Anopheles nili, 3420 nucleotides long. RefSeq names its product flotillin-1 (gene Flo1). Bases 70 to 1359 code for a protein of 429 amino acids. Gene Ontology annotation, biological process: protein localization to plasma membrane; positive regulation of endocytosis; protein kinase C signaling. Gene Ontology annotation, cellular component: plasma membrane. The transcript has 8 exons. Lineage: Eukaryota; Metazoa; Arthropoda; Insecta; Diptera; Culicidae. The record is from RefSeq and is a predicted model, not a curated record.
AGCAAGUUUUUGGCUGCUUGACCGUGUUUUCAAUCAAAGUGUAGUGUGGUGUUUUCUGUGUGAUCAACGAUGGUUUGGGGUUUUGUUACUUGCGGCCCAAACGAGGCCUUGGUGGUAUCAGGAUGUUGUUAUAUGAAGCCUUUGCUGGUACCAGGAGGAAGAGCAUUUGUUUGGCCAUCGAUUCAACAAGUGCAAAGAAUCUCGCUCAAUACCAUGACGCUGCAGGUGGAAAGCCCGACGGUGUACACCAGCCAGGGCGUGCCGAUCUCGGUGACCGGGAUUGCGCAGGUAAAGAUCCAGGGCCAAAAUGAAGACAUGCUUCUCACCGCCUGCGAGCAGUUCCUGGGCAAAGCGGAAGCCGAAAUUCAGCAUAUUGCGCUGGUGACGCUCGAGGGCCAUCAGCGUGCCAUCAUGGGCUCGAUGACGGUCGAAGAGAUCUACAAAGACCGCAAGAAGUUCUCGAAGCAGGUGUUCGAAGUCGCCUCGUCCGACUUGGUUAAUAUGGGCAUCACUGUCGUUUCGUACACGCUCAAGGAUAUCCGCGAUGAGGAGGGUGCUAAGGGAUAUUUGAAAAGCCUUGGCAUGGCCCGCACGGCCGAAGUCAAACGAGACGCACGGAUUGGCGAGGCGGAAGCUCGCUGCGAUGCAACAAUCAAGGAGGCGAUUGCCGAAGAACAGCGGAUGGCCGCCCGCUUCCUAAACGAUACCGAGAUCGCCAAGGCUCAGCGAGAUUUCGAGCUAAAGAAGGCCGUUUACGACGUCGAGGUUCAGACGAAGAAAGCCGAAGCAGAGAUGGCGUACGAGCUACAAGCCGCUAAAACUAAGCAACGCAUCAAGGAGGAACAAAUGCAAAUCAAGGUGGUUGAGCGCACGCAGGAAAUCGCUGUACAGGAACAGGAAAUGCAGCGCCGUGAACGCGAACUCGAGGCUACCAUUCGACGGCCAGCUGAAGCUGAAAAGUUCAAGCUUGAAAAGCUGGCUGAAGCUAACAAGACACGUGUCAUACUUGAGGCAGAAGCAGAAGCUGAGGCGAUCAAGGUACGUGGAGAAGCCGAGGCAUUUGCAAUUGCGGCCAAAUCCAAGGCCGAAGCGGAGCAAAUGGCCAAAAAAGCAGAAGCUUGGAGAGAGUACCGUGAGGCAGCAAUGGUCGACAUGCUGCUGGACACUUUACCGAAGGUUGCCGCGGAGGUUGCAGCACCGCUGUCGCAGGCGAAGAAAAUCACCAUGGUCUCGAGCGGUAAUGGUGAGGUCGGUGCCGUCAAGUUGACCGGCGAAGUGCUGCAAAUCGUAAACAAGAUUCCAGAUCUGGUUAAAUCGAUCACUGGAGUUGACAUCUCGCGGUCUGUACACGCUGGUUAAGAAUGGUGCGUAAGAUCAUACAUGAACUAGAAUGCAGGCAUCGGUACACUUUCACAUUUCUCGCUUGCGGAGAAGGACACAUGCCAAGGAAGAGCAACCAGUGAACAUCAACGACGAACGAAAAACGAACAAUUAGUGGUAGCCUAAGAAAGCAUUCGUGAAAUGUAAAAUGUACACGUGUGUCCUUGUACCAUGCAAUGGAACCAAUAACCUUUUUUGCUGCUACGAAGGCAUACACUUAAAAUGAUUCUCCCCUUGUAAGUCGCAAACAAUACUCAAUUUCGGAUGUAUUACAAUAGCCCAAAUCUGCCGCAAUCGAAGCGGAAGUAUGCCGACGUUUUGUGAAAAGGUGGCAAUUUCUCUUUCGUGCGUCAAGUCAUUUGGUUAUGGAAAUAACUUCCAACGCGUAUCUCUUGAUGUCCAACACAAACCACUACUUGAAUUAUGUGAAACAUUUUUUCGUUUGAUUAUGCGCACGUUCCAUCAUACAAUGUUAUGUUCUAUUGUUUUAUAUACUAAGAUAUAUUUUUGAUUUCAUAAUUCAGGGUAUAGGGUGGUAAUUUAAGUAUUGUUACUUUUUUAGAAUGGUAUUCACACAAUCCUCCAACAAAUGCCAACCAAUGUAAUCUGAAGUGUAGGUUUCGCGAGUAACCAUUGAUUCGCUGAGUACAGAAGACGUGCGUGCGCCAUUGUUUUACAAUUUCUAUAAUUCAGUAUCAGUUUCUAGUCACUGCCACAAACUAUUUUGCACAACAGGCACAACGAUUUACACUUGAAGCUGUUGACUCCUCUCUUCCUUUCCCUUUAAAUGCCAUCAUAUUAAUGACCAUUUCAUCCACAAUCGUUUGUUGGACGAAUGAAGGAACUAUCCAGAAAGCAUAGUUCUGUAUUCAAAUGCCUUUACUUUACAAAUUAGUCUGGUAGAAAAAAAGAUGAGUUUUUCGUGAGCUAGAUCAAACGGCACUGGAGCUAACGAGUUCGUAGUCGUCGUUAGAAACUACCAUGCAAAAAUCGACUCGAAAAUGCCGCGAGAAUACGGUCACAAUUAAUGUACGGAACUUAACGUAAAACCUUGAACAAAAUGAAUAAAACCAUUCAUCCAUCCAUUAACUUGGCCUAGAUAUGAAAACUUACAAAAUCCAGAUACAGCCAAAGAAAGAAUUAGGCUUGCUUGGGUAUGUGUGACGAUAGCAUUUAUGAGUUGUUUACACGAAAUUUACCAAAUAUUUCCCGCAGCAUCCUUUGCACCAGUAGCAAAUCCAUGUUAACUACCGAGAGAUCCAGAAUCGAAACGAUAUUUUCAAAACCGCUGAGCAAAUUAUAUUUUUCCAUCGUUCAAAAUGUACCUUAAGAAGUUUUCUUACGAAAAAUGAAAUGCUGAUUUCACUGGACGUAGUAACCGUACAGGAUAUGUAACAUCCGACGGAAAAGGGAUGUGCGGAGAGUAGCAGAUGUAGUAAAUUGAACAAGCUGAAUACAGAGCUAACAAAACAAAAAAAUAUAUAUAUAUUUAGAAGCUGUAAAGUGGUGACUCUAAGUGGCAUAUAAACAAUGGUUCAUAUAUAUAUUUUGUAACGAAAUUUGCUUCUUGAAAUAACGAAACGUUCGAAUGCAAGCAAACGAAGGUCAAAGAAAUAGUAGCAUAAUACUGCGAUAAACGAAACACAAAAACCGUAUAACUUCAUGGGAAACAGAAUGGAUGGAGCAAAUAGGUGGAAAAUAAAGCAGCAUGAAGAUCGUGUCGUUGAUCGCUGUACACGAUUGCAUUGCUAACAAACAUUUCGAGUCGUCAUAUAUAUACUGGAAAGAAUAGUUAGAAUAACUCGCUAGUUAAACAACUUCCAGCGCCAAAGAAGUGUUCUUUUUUAUGUUAGUGAAUGUAAUGAUUCAUGUUCAACUACAAAUGCAUGUUCGAUACAAAUGUUUAAAAAUAUGUAUCCCUCUGGAGUGGAAAACCUAUACUUCCCUCCAUUCAUUCCUUUCAAUUACAGCUGGUGAAACGUUUAGGUGUGGCGACAUUUUUUGUAAGCAAUGGCAAAUAAAACCAAAAUCGUCAAAGCA